AUCAUGAUUUUGUGAUUCUAUGAUUCUGUGAUUCUAUGGUUCUAUGAUUCCUGGCUGCCAGGUGGGCCCUGGUAAGUGUGUAGAGAAGGCUGUUGUUGGGCAUGGAACCUCACUGCCAAGUCCACUCUUUGUGUCACAAAAGCUGGCAUCCCUGCUGCAAUAUCUCCCAAGGCUCCAUACCUGUAGGCACAGACAUGUCCAUACUUCCUCCAAAGUAAAACAUCCCUCAGUGCUGCUAAUCAGUGAAACCUGGUCGAAGUCUUUGGUCAGUGAGAAAAAGGAAGCAGCUUAGACACAAGAAAGAAAGAUGCUGCUUUCAUAUGUGACCUCAUCCACAUAGUGCAAAGACAGAUCUCAGCAAGAUGGAUUCCAAACUUCCUGAUGAAAACAAGCAGCCUCGCAGUGAAAACCAACAUUUCAAAAGUUUUCAGACAUCACCUGUGUCUCCAAGGACCAAGAUGGGACAGAAAGAAGUUGCAGACUUCACUUCUCCAAUGGGCAAGAAAGAAUUGGAUAGGCAGACAAAGGAGACUGCUGUAUUCCAUGAAUACAAAUAUCUCAAGCAUCAACAUGUUCUGUGUUCAGAGGACAUAAAAAAUUUGCAGGUGUGUUUGCAGGAGCCAUUGAGAAGACUGGAAGAAAAGAAUGACAAACUUAUAAAGGAAAAAAAAAUAAUAUUGGAAGGAAGAAAAUUAAUCAUACAACAGGAAAAAAUCUUAAAGGACAUGCAGAUAAAAAUAAACCACUUGCACAAGCAGCUCAAGCACCCUGAGCUAAUUGGGUCAAAAAACUCAAAGGAAUUGCAGAUUCCAAUAGAAGCCUUGGGAGUAGGAAGCAGCCAAGAGAGAGAGAUCUACAACUGUCUCAGCUCUCCCGCCCAGAAGAUAGCUAUGGUGAAACGGGUUGAAUGUUCCCUUUGCAUGCACACUUAGUUACACCUGGAGUAAUCACGGAGAUAAGAUCAUUCUGACUAGUGCUGGAUCAUCAUGGGAGAAACAGUGUAGGCGAAAAAGAGAAAUGUGAUGCAAGUGUAGAGAGGUGUGUAUGCAAACUUAGUGGAUCAGCAGGUUGCAAACACUGGGUGUAAACGCUGUUCUGGCCUUGGGUACAUUUCCUUAUGUAUCUGCUCACCUGUCACCUCUGAGAAAGCAGCAAUUAUGUGCAUGCUGGCAAAUGUUUCUUUCCCUCCUCCUGAAGAAGAA
Ficedula albicollis (Collared flycatcher) is the source of this 1202-nucleotide messenger RNA. RefSeq lists its product as uncharacterized. The record is from RefSeq and is a predicted model, not a curated record. The transcript has 11 exons. NCBI's taxonomy places the organism in Eukaryota, Metazoa, Chordata, Aves, Passeriformes, Muscicapidae. The coding region runs from base 363 to 932 and encodes 189 amino acids.